Molecule: messenger RNA, 2632 nt
Organism: Trifolium pratense (red clover)
Lineage: Eukaryota; Viridiplantae; Streptophyta; Magnoliopsida; Fabales; Fabaceae
Exons: 2
Coding region: 1241-2221 (326 amino acids)
Source: RefSeq, a predicted model, not a curated record
CAAACCCAAAUACCAACCUAAAAACAAAGUUGUUGCUCCCAAAACAAUAACAACCCCAAAAAAUUGCUUCUUCUUUGGCAGGAGCAAAAUUACUUAAAUAAUCUCAAAUUAACUUCUUACUUCAAAUCUAUUUCUUUUUUAGAGCAAAAGAAAAAUUUAUUUGGGUUUGAAUGUUUGAGUUUGGGUUAGGGAAAAUGUUUCCAUGAAAAUUUUCAAUGUAUUUAAUUUGUGAAAUUUCAUAGUUUGGGUGACUUACCAUACCUUCAUCUUCUUUUUUUUUGGUACAAACCAUACCUUCAUCUUCAUGUUAGUAUAUUCUCUUGAAGAUGAAGAUUAUGAAAAACAUGUUUUUUUUUUUUUUGAAAUAUAAGUUUUGUAAUUUUAAAUAAUGGUAAAUAUUAUUUUAGUAUAUUAGCAUGAAUAAAUUUAUUUGCUAAAAAAUGUUGAAUUUAUAAAAUUAAAACAAUGGAAAAAUAAUGGCGUUUGAGAAGAACUGAAGAAGAGAACAAGAGCAAUGAUAAUGUAUAAUAUAUGUAUCAUGCACCUUUUUCAUUGAACGGUUGAGAUUCAUUAUUUAAGUUGUCCACCCAUGAGAGAUAUGAGACAGUCUCUCACGGUAGAACCCGCCGGUUAUUAAUUCAUCAACAAAAAAAACACCAAUAGUACUCUAUAUACUAUGUGUAAGAAAAAGGGGUCAGUGUUUCAUCUAAAUCCCCACCUGAGGGACUAAGAAAAAGGAUUCAUGUGGUCCUCUCUAUAGUCCUAAAACCAGCCACCCUUCCCAAUAUUUAUGGAAUUUUUUUUGGCUCUAUAUAUCAUCAUAACCACAGCACCUCAAAACAUUGAAACAUGAAACCUCUCUAUCACCCUUUCUAAACAAAAGCCAUCUUUCUAUUUUAAAUUCAAUGAUCCUAAAUAAUUUCAAAUUCACCAUGAAACCUUCUUAUCUUCACAACUUUCUUAUUCUCUCCUAUAUAAACAAAGUGUCCUAAAUAGAUAAUCAGAGUCUCAGUAGAGCGAUCUAGUCUGCGACUCCGCCUAAAUUUCAGUUGUGUUUGAAAUUUGAAGCAAAAAUUUCCUAUAACUCUUUUCUCAUUCUUCUCAAAACAUGAUGCUUGGUUGAUAAACAAAUAAACCACUCCACUCUAAAAUCCUUAAUUUCUUGACCAUAUUACCCUUACUUCUUAUUCCUGUGAUAAAUUCUUAGUAUCAUCAUAUCAGUGUUUAAAAAUCUUAAAAAAUGGAUCUUUUAGAAAACCCAUCUUCUCUAAAACAAAACAGAAUGGAAAUAUCUAUAUGGGUUGCAAAAUUCAUGCUUAUGUCAAUUGGGAUUAUCUCAAUUCUUGUUUUGUUGAAAGUUGCAAUAAUUCCAUACACAUUUGAUCUUGUUCUAUCAACUCUUCCUCAACUUUGGUUCUCAAUAAGAAGAUGGUUAACAGUUCCUUUUCUUUACAUCAUUGUUAACUUCAUCAUAGUCACCAUUGUAGCUUCUUCAAGCUUUUCUGAUCCCAAACAGGCAACCACAACCACCAUUUUAGAAACUACCACUGACCCAAUUGAGUUACAAAACCAAACCAAUGAACCACAUGAAGAAAAAGAAAAAGAGGUUGAAGAAGUGUUUGAAGAAGUUUCAGAAGAACAAGAACAAGAGAAAAAGGUUGUUGAAGUUAAAGACUCUGAAUUGUUCUUCAACAAAUUCAUCACUGACCCAUCACCAGAAGAACAGGAAAAUUGCAGUAAAGACUAUUACUUGACAGAUUCUGAUGAUAAAGUUAAAGACUUUGGAUUGUUUUGCAACAAAUUCAUCACUGACCCAUCACCAGAAAAAUGCAGAAACGAUUAUACCUUGCCGGAUUCCGGCGAUGAUGACAGUUUAGAAGCGACAUGGAAGGCUAUAAUGGAAGGACAAGAGAAAACAAUGAAGCCACAUCUUCAGAAAAGUGACACUUGGACUGCAAGGAUUGUGAAAGCAGAACCAUUUCGUAACAAUGGUGGUUUUGGUGGUGAUGAUGAUGAUGACCCUGUUGCUUGGGCUCAAAGGGAACUGAAAAAGUCAGAAACUUUCAAUGAUAGAUCAUCAUUGAAAAGAGAAAAAUCAAUAAGUCCUGAGGAAUUGAAUAAAAGGGCUGAAGCAUUUAUUAAGAAGUUUAAUAAUCAAAUGAAGUUGCAGAGACUUGAAUCUUAUCAACGUUUUAUGGAGUUGGUCAACCGUGGUGUUUGAUGAUGAUUUGGUUAAUGUUAAUCUCUUCUUCACACCAGUCACAGUUCAAAAUUUAGCAGAAUAAAGUGAUUCUCUGCAAGGAUAUUAACCACUUGGAGAUUUUGUUGUGUACAUAUUUUUGUAACUGAGACUGUGUGAAGAAGCCAGGACAAGUUUCAAGAGACACGGUGGACUUUUUAUCCCAUGUCAAGUUUCUAGUGAAUUAAGUUAGUAUCUGCUUAGUUGGUAUCACGGUUAGUAUGUCAGAAUCACAAUGACUCAUUGUAAUUCUGGCGUAUCCAUUGCGUUACCAAAGAUAUUAUUAAUUUGUUAUACGCAGCUUCUUCUGUCUAGUUAUUUACAUGUUCUAGUAGCUAUUAAAACAUCUACUAUUUAUAAGUUUAUAUUAAAUAAUAAUGUUUGUAGUGAUCA